GAUAGAAUCACGUGUUGUCCUUAUUUUUUCUAUUUUUAUUCAUUUUAUAUUAAAAAAAAAAAUCCAAAUAAAUUCUAAAAAUGUCAAAUAAGAAAAUCAAGCUCGAUAGUCUUGUGCAUCCAAUUAAAGUCACUUUUCACUGCACGAUCAAAAAUGACUUUGAAAUGAAAAUUCGCGAAGAAAUGCUCGACACCGGCGAACAUUCCGACAUCGAAUUAAUUGUUGGCAAAGGAGAUGCUCAGAAAAAGUUUCGUGCCAACAGUUUCAUUCUCAAAACUGGAUCGAAAAAAUUUCGAGAACUCUUGGAUGGGAAAAAAAGUUCAAUUGAACUACCGGAUAUCGCUCCUGAUUUUUUUGAGAUUUUGUUGAAAACAAUUUAUGUGAAUCGCUUCGAUAUCGAGUCAAUCGAAAGUGCAGCAACGCUCGCCAAAAUCUUCGAAGAGUUCGGAUUGAAAUCCGCCGCUGAUCGAUGUCACGAAUAUUUGAACGCCAAGGAGAAUCUUUCGCCAGAAACGGCAAUUUCCAUCUACGAAUCGACCGAAGGUUGUCCGGAUAACGACGAAAUUUCGCAAGAAUGUCUUUCGAUCUUUCGUUUGAAGACUCGUGAAGUUCUGGCUUCCAAAGGAUUUCAUUGUGCCAAGCCAGAAACUGUCUGCAAAAUCUUCGAAUUGCCCGAACUUUGCAUCCGAAGCGAAAUUGAACUUUUGGUCGCUCUCGCUUCUUAUGCCGAGACGAACGCUGCGUUGCCGGGUCACAACGACGCCGGAAAUCACGAACGUUUUCUCGCGAUUGUUCGUCCCGCUUUGUGCUUAAUUCGCUUCCACACCGUGAGUCCUUACGAGCUCGCAAUUUGUCCCGCCGCGAAAAUUCUCUUCACAACUGAGGAAUUUCUUGCGGUUCUCGCCAACACUUUGGUCUGUCAAAACUCUCAAAUCGCGUAUCCGCGAGAUUUUUCCGGCAGCAUCGUUCAUCGCGAAAUGUUGGCGCCUCAAGAUUCGCGUCACAGUUUGGAUUCGACGGGAAUUUGUUGCAAAAGUGCGAAUCAGAGUUUGAUCGCUCGUGAAGCGACAAUUUUGUGGAAUGUCACGGAUUUGGCUCGACGUAUUAAUCCGACGCCAACUCAAACGAACGAAAUUUGUGAAGAAGAAGCUCCGAACGGGAAUUCGACACUUACGAAGGAAAAUGUUGUUGAUGACAGUUGGCAAGAUACUCCGGUAACGACGAAGGUAAAUAGUGCAAAGAAAGCUUCGGUUAAACGGUCUCUCGGAGGAAAUCCUAAAAAUGGAAAGGAAAAUGUUAAAGAAAAUGGGAAAUUGAAAAAUGGUAAAAAUGGAGUUCCUUUGGUUGAAAACAAGAGUAUGAGAACAAUUUCGGUCGAUGAUGAUUUGUGGGAUUAAAUUUUUGUAUUUUUUAAUUAAAAUUUUGGUUUGCAUGUUUUUUGAAUGAAUAAAUAAAUGUUUUUCUUGUUUGUUAAAAAAAAAUU
Messenger RNA from Culicoides brevitarsis, 1483 nucleotides. RefSeq lists its product as uncharacterized. Gene Ontology annotation, biological process: neurogenesis. NCBI's taxonomy places the organism in Eukaryota, Metazoa, Arthropoda, Insecta, Diptera, Ceratopogonidae. The record is from RefSeq and is a predicted model, not a curated record. Gene Ontology annotation, cellular component: cytosol. The transcript has 2 exons. The coding region runs from base 81 to 1397 and encodes 438 amino acids. Gene Ontology annotation, molecular function: protein binding.